AUGCAGCGAGUUUUCUUGCGUAUAUGCAAUCUUGUUAAGGAACAUUCUGCUCCUCUUCCCUCUCAACUGAAAUGUGGCCCUUUCUAUCUCACGUGGAAACAGCCAUGCCAGAAACUCCAUAACCUAGCCAAUGGGAGCUCCACUUCAGAUGAUGGAGCAGAUCGGUUUGGUGUUGUGUGUUUGAAUGGGCACCUUGAGCAAGAUGAUAAAGUCAACAACUUUGACGAGUUUGCAAGGGAUGUGGAGAAAGUUUAUAGAAUUCUCAGGAAAUUCCAUUCAAGGGUUCCUAAAUUAGAGCUUGCUUUACAAGAAUCGGGUGUUCCCGUACGUGCUGGGUUGACGGAGCGCGUUUUGAAUCGUUGUGGCGAUGCAGGGAAUUUGGGGUAUCGGUUCUUUGUGUGGGCGUCCAAGCAGCCUGGGUAUAGGCACAGUUAUGAGAACUAUAAGGCUAUGGUGAAAAUUUUGAGCAAAAUGAGACAAUUUGGAACUGUUUGGGCUUUGCUCGAGGAAAUGCGGAAUGAUAACAGCAUGUUGAUAACGAGUGAUUUGUUUGUAGUUUUGAUGAGAAGAUUUGCUGCUGCUAGAAUGGUUAAGAAGGCAAUUGAGGUGUUGGAUGAAAUGCCCAAAUAUGGAUGUGAGCCCGAUGACUAUGCAUUUGGCUGCUUAUUAGAUGCGUUAUGUAAAAAUGGUCACGUUAAGGAAGCUGCCUUGCUGUUUGAGGACAUGCGAAUGAGGUUUGAGCCUAGCUUGAGGCACUUCACUGCUUUGUUGUAUGGUUGGUGCAAAGAAGGGAAGUUAAUGGAGGCUAAGCAUGUUUUGGUGCAGAUAAGAGAAGCUGGGUACGAACCAGAUAUUGUUGUGUAUAAUAAUCUUUUGAGCGGGUAUGCAAUGGCAGGCAAAAUGGUUGAUGCAUUUGAUUUGUUGAAGGAGAUGAGGAGGAAAGGGUGUGAACCAAAUGCUAAUUCUUAUACAAUUUUGAUUCAGGCUCUCUCCAAGCUGCAAAAGAUGGAGGAUGCUAUGAGGGUGUUUGUUGAGAUGGAAAGAAAUGGAUGUGAGGCUGAUAUUGUAACUUAUACUACAUUGAUCAGUGGCUUCUGCAAAUGGGGCAAGGUUGAGAAGGGGUAUCAGAUUUUGGACGGUAUGGUAAAGAAAGGCCUGAUGCCUAAUCAGUUGACUUACAUGCAUAUUAUGUUGGCCCACGAGAGGAAGGAUGAACUGGAAGAGUGCAUAGAUUUGAUGGGGCGGAUGCAGAAUGAUGGCUGCACCCCUGAUCUUUGUAUAUAUAAUGUGGCAAUCCGACUUGCUUGUAAGUUGGGUGAGGUGAGUGAGGGCGUUCGGCUCUGGAAUGAGUUGGAAGCAAGUCCCUUUAGCCCAGGGUUUGAUACCUAUGUGAUUAUGAUUAAUGGGUUCAUUGGCCAGGAAGGAGGUUUAGUGCAGGCUUGUGAGUAUUUCAAAGAAAUGGUCGGGAGAGGGUUGCUAUCUGCUCCUCAAUAUGGCAUCUUGAAGGACUUAUUGAACACUCUGCUAAGAGACGGGAAGCUUGAACUGGCUAAAGAUACUUGGAACUGUAUUAUGGCUAAAGGAUGUGAUCUCAAUCUGGAUGCCUGGACAAUUUGGCUACAUGCACUGUUCUCAAGUGGGCAUGUGAAGGAGGCUUGCUCGUAUUGCCUGGAGAUGAUGGAUGCUGAUGUCAUGCCACGUCCUGAUACUUUUGCUAGACUAAUGCGUGGCUUAAGGAAGUUGUACAACAGACAAUUUGCUGCAGAAAUCACAGAGAAGGUCAGGCAGAUGGCAGCAGAGAGGCAGAUGACAUUCAAGAUGUACAAACGACGAGGAGAGAGGGAUUUAAAAGAGAAAGCCAAGUUAAAACAAGAUCCAAAGAAGAGGAGAGCUCGUAGACAGCACCGGGGUGGAGUUCAUGAAAAAGCUACAAUUUUAUAG
Molecule: messenger RNA, 1941 nt
Organism: Linum tenue
Lineage: Eukaryota; Viridiplantae; Streptophyta; Magnoliopsida; Malpighiales; Linaceae
Source: the annotation of a GenBank genome assembly